UAUGGUAUUUUGUUUUUAAUUAUUUGUGUCGAGUGCAUACGAUAUUAAAUGUUAAUAAUAAGUAAUAACUUUACUUUCAGGCAUGUUAGAUGUAAACGACUACGACGAUUUUAUGAAAGUUUUUCCAAAAUAUUAUGACACAAUUCAUGAGUACAAUGAACUAAUGCAAAGUCGUUAUCUAGAUCCAGUUUCAAAAGAUAAUUUCAAAAUAUCUAAGGAAGUGCAUCCACACAUUAUUGACAAGGAUUUUGAUGGCUACUUAUCAAGAAUAGUAAAUUAUAGCUUAUCUCCAAUAAGUGAAUCAAAGGAUUUUCUUACAUUAAUAGAUAAUUUUCCUAGACCAUUUGAACCCAUUACGACUUACAAAAAGAGAUUACCUAAUGUCUUAAUAACUUACAACCCGGCAUCUAUGACCAUUAGUUACAGCUAAGGUGGCACAAAAGUUAGUUAUAAUGGGUAUGUAUACCAUUAUGAUAUCAUAUUCUGAAAACAAGAAUAAUGGAAAGGUAUGCAUUAUUUUAAAAUUGAGCUGUAUAAGUUAGUUGUUUUUAGGAAGUCCAUUAUCAUAGAUUAUAAUU
This is a messenger RNA of Acyrthosiphon pisum (pea aphid), 578 nucleotides long. RefSeq lists its product as uncharacterized. The record is from RefSeq and is a predicted model, not a curated record. The transcript has 7 exons. Lineage: Eukaryota; Metazoa; Arthropoda; Insecta; Hemiptera; Aphididae. The coding region runs from base 83 to 430 and encodes 115 amino acids.